This is a messenger RNA of Drosophila willistoni, 1430 nucleotides long. RefSeq names its product chitinase-like protein Idgf1 (gene Idgf1). Gene Ontology annotation, molecular function: chitin binding. The transcript is spliced from 2 exons. NCBI's taxonomy places the organism in Eukaryota, Metazoa, Arthropoda, Insecta, Diptera, Drosophilidae. Gene Ontology annotation, cellular component: extracellular region. The coding region runs from base 18 to 1334 and encodes 438 amino acids. The record is from RefSeq and is a predicted model, not a curated record. Gene Ontology annotation, biological process: chitin catabolic process; carbohydrate metabolic process.
AACAAAAAGUGUAUAAAAUGAAGUUCCAUUUGCUUGGUCUUCUGGGUGCAGUGCAGCUUCUUGGCCUAGUUCAGGCUGGUAAUCUAGUUUGCUAUUACGAUUCGGCCUCAUAUUUGCGUAAAGGCCUGGCCAGGCAAACACCGAGUGAUCUGGAUUUAGCUCUACAAUUCUGCACCCAUCUUGUCUAUGGCUAUGUGGGCUUGAAUCCACAAAACUUUGAGGUGCACAGCCUUAAUGUGGAUGUGGAUAUGUUCAAUUUCAAGGAUAUAACAAUGUUGCGUACACGAUAUCCACAAUUGAAGGUGCUCUUGAGUGUGGGCGGUGAUCAUGAUGUGGAUGAGGCCCAUCCGAAUAAAUAUCUAGAUCUAUUGGAGGCGAAUCGCACAAUGCAACAGAAUUUCAUAGACAGUACUAUGAUUUUGGUGCGUCGAAAUGGUUUCGAUGGCUUGGACUUGGCUCUUCAGUUCCCCAAGAAUAAGCCAAGAAAAGUGCAUGGCACAGUGGGUACAUAUUGGAAGAAAUUCAAGAAACUAUUCACAGGCGAUUAUAUAGUCGAUCCUAAUGCUGCACUACAUAAAGAGUCGUAUAGCGAGUUGGCAGUGAAUUUACGCAGAGCAUUUCAAACUGCCAAUCUCAUGUUGACCAUGACCGUAUUGCCCAAUGUCAAUUCAACGUGGUACUUUGAUGUUGCCAAAUUGCAUUCCCAGUUCGACUUUAUCAAUCUGGCUGCCUUUGACUUCCUAACACCAACGCGUAAUCCCGAUGAAGGCGACUAUAGUGCACCCAUCAAAUUCCUCGAUGAGGAGAAUCGUUUGCCUUUCUUAAAUGUGGAAUAUCAAAUAGAUUACUGGCUCCAUAACCACUGUCCGCCACAGAAACUAAAUUUGGGCAUAGCCAGCUAUGGCAGAGCCUGGAAAUUGACCUCGGGUUCGGGUUUAAGUGGUCUGCCUGUGGUGCCACAAACCGAUGGACCAGCAUCGGGAGGCCUUCAAAUUGCCAGCACCGAUGGCUUACUAAGUUGGCCAGAGAUUUGUGCCAAAUUGGCCACCAAUAACACGGCUGCCUAUAGAGGAGCAAAUGCUCCCUUACGCAAAGUCACCGAUCUUACACAGAAAUAUGGCAACUAUGCCCUUCGUCCGGCCAAUGAGGAUGGUGAACAUGGUUUCUGGGUUAGUUACGAUGAUCCCGAUUUCGCUGGCAUUAAAGCUGCCUAUGCCAAAGGCAGGGGACUUGGUGGUGUGGCUAUCUAUGAUCUGAGCUAUGAUGAUUUCCGUGGUCUUUGUACGGGUCAGAAAUAUCCCAUUGUACGUUCAGUUAAAUAUUUUAUUGCCUAAAAUUUCAAAAGAUUUUUGUAUACUUUAUACCUACUUUUUGUUUAAGUCUAAUGUAAUAAAAAUUAUAAAAAUGUCUCUGUUUAUUACACAUUCUAA